Erigeron canadensis is the source of this 2563-nucleotide messenger RNA. Its product is annotated as protein DEK-like. Lineage: Eukaryota; Viridiplantae; Streptophyta; Magnoliopsida; Asterales; Asteraceae. The record is from RefSeq and is a predicted model, not a curated record. Gene Ontology annotation, cellular component: nucleus. Gene Ontology annotation, molecular function: histone binding; DNA binding. Gene Ontology annotation, biological process: regulation of double-strand break repair; chromatin organization. Bases 409 to 2166 code for a protein of 585 amino acids. The transcript has 13 exons.
UCGAAAAAUUUCAACCCACCCCGCCCUUCGUUCUUUUUACCCCCAAAUUCCAAAACUAAUAAUUCAUUCAGAUCUCCCCCCAAACAUAAAACCCCCCAAAAAAUUGUGGUUUUCUAAACUCUUUCACUACUUUUUCAGAUUCAACCCAACUGAAAUUCAAAUCAAAAUCAAAAUCAAAAAAAUAUUUCAACUCAAUCAAACUCUUUAUUAUACUCGUAGUAUAUUUCACUUGUACUACUUCUACUGCUCACUCUCACUUUCCCCCAACCAAAAUCAUAAAUAUUUUUUAUUUGUUUCAAUCUUUAAAGUUAGGGUUUUUUUUUCAAUUAAUUGUUUUAUUUCAUCUGUAUCUGUGUUUAUUUCUAUACAAAAAACAUCAAUUGAUUAUCAAUUUUUGUUUGAAUUUUAAUGGCGUCCGAAAUUGAAACCCUAGAAACCAAGAAACAAGGCGACGUCGUUUCGCCUGUUGAAACAGAAGCUGAAUUGCCGGAAGCUAAAGAAGAUCAAGUUGCUGAUAAAGAAGAAGAUACUAAAGAAGGAUCUAGUAAAAGAGCGAGGGCCAAAAAAGGCGAAACAAGUAGCGCCAAGAAAGCUAGAACCGGGUCGGGUAGCCCGGUUACGCCGAUUGAUAGGCCUACUAGAGAGAGGAAGACUGUUGAAAGAUACACCGAGUCCGCGGGCAGGCUUCCUGCUCCUAAACCUUUUUCUGUUGAAAAGGGUUCAGGGACUCAGCUCAAAGAGAUUCCAAAUGUGGCAUACAAGCUGUCUAAGAGAAAACCUGAUGAUAGUUUGCAUGCACUGCAUACAGUUCUUUUUAAUAAACGAGGCAAGGUGAACACUUUAAAGAAGAACAUUGGCAUGUUUUCUGGUUUUGUCUGGGCUGAUGAUGAGCAGGGAAAACAAAAGACAAAGGUGAAAGAAAGACUCGACAAACUCACGAAGGAAAAGCUAUUUGACUUUUGUGAUAUUUUAAAUCUUCAAAUUCACAAAUCUCAACUCAAGAAGGAGGAAGUUUCGGUAAAAUUGUUAGAGUUUUUACAAUCUCCGCAUGCCACAACAGAAGUUUUGCUUGCUGAACAAGAACAGAAAGGCAAAAAGCAAAAGGCCAAGUCAAAAAGGAGCCGAACCCCAUCCAAGAAACAUUCUGGAGAGAAACGUAAGCGGUCAUCUAAAACUCAAGAAGAAACCAAUGUAGAUGUAAACGAAGGUUCAGAGAAUUUAGAUGAUUCCCAGGAGGAAGACGACGAUAACACACCCUCAAAACCAGAAAGUGUUGAGGAAGAAGAUAAGUCGGAUGAUGGUGGUGAUGAUGAAGAGCUGGGAGAAGAGGGAGAUGAACCAGAAAAGGCUUCUUCAAAAAAGAGUGUCAGGAACUCUGGAAAGAAAACUGAAGGUAAAUUUAAAGCUGUUAAAAAAGAUGAUCUACAGGAAGUGGAAGAAAGUGAACCAGAAAAGACUUCCAUGAAGAGUGCUAAUAAGGAUUCCGGAAAUAAAACUGUAGAGAAAUCUAAAGCAGUUAAGAAAGCUGAUGUGAAAUCACCCACCAAGUCAAAUAAAAAGUCAUCUACUCCAGCUUCCAAGAAAGGUGCCAAUGCUUCUGGAUCUAAGGUAUCAUCAGCCAAGGAAGAAAAAAGCAGCUCAAAGAUGGACACUAAAGGGUCUGCACAGAAAGAGUCUGCAGAAGAUCAAGGCAAGGAAAAAACCAACAAGAAAGAAAAGGCAGAGCCGACUAAUAAAGAGAUUUAUGCAGUUGUUUUUGGCAUCUUGAAGGAAGUUGAUUAUAAUACUGCAACAUUGGGCGAUAUCAUUAAACAACUUGGUACCCAUUUUGGUCAGGAUCUAAUGCACAGAAAGGCUGAGGUGAAGGCCAUAAUAACUGAUGCCGGUGAGAAAAUAGCGGCAGAGCCGACUAAUAAAGAGCUGCAUGCAGUUGCUGUUGGCAUCUUGAAGGAAGUUGAUUUCAAUACUGCAACAUUGUCUGAUAUCAUUAAACAACUUGGUACCCAUUUUGGUCUGGAUCUAAUGCACAGAAAGGAUGAGGUGAAGGCCAUAAUAACUGAAGUGAUCAAUAAUAUGUCUGGUGAGGAAGAUGAGGAGGAAGAAGAAAAAGAAGCAGACGGUGGCAGUGGUGCAGACAAGGAUGAUGGUGACAAGAAUGAUUCAUAGUAGGCAAAUGAUAUAGGUGUUAUCUAUAACAGUUAGAUAAACAUAUCUGACAAUGAAGAUAAUGAGGAAGUUGUUACCAGAAGUAAUCAUUGUACAGGUAUUUCUGUGCAGGAUAUACUAAGUUGCUCUUCUAAUGUGUUUUAAUAACUUUGACUUGCAUUAUUUGUACCAUAGGUCAUUAGGAAACUUUGUUUUUCUUGGGCAUUUUCUCAGUUUUUUUAGGUUGUCUUGACAUUUGUUAGCUAUAAAUUUUCUGCUGUAUUUUAUGAUUGGGUUUUUAGCUGUAGUACUAAAAACUUUGCAGAGUUUGUAUGGCUUUAAAUUGAAGCAUGCGAGCCAAUUAGUUGAUGUACUUGCACCAAAUAACUUCGAAAAUAAUAAUCCCUUGUUGAUGUAA